Molecule: messenger RNA, 1191 nt
Organism: Limulus polyphemus (Atlantic horseshoe crab)
Lineage: Eukaryota; Metazoa; Arthropoda; Merostomata; Xiphosura; Limulidae
Product: plasminogen activator inhibitor 1 RNA-binding protein-like
Exons: 4
Coding region: 120-701 (193 amino acids)
Cellular component (GO): cytoplasm; nucleus
Molecular function (GO): RNA binding
Source: RefSeq, a predicted model, not a curated record
AAGCUUUUUUUGAGUGUUAUUAAUAAUGAUGACAUGUAAAGCUAAAGUUUUUGACAUUUAAAAGUGGUGUAAAGCCAGUUGACAAGAAAGAAGGUGGAGGAGCACACAAUUGGGGAACAAUGAAGGAUGAACUAGAUAUGCAGUUUAACACGUCAAAGGAUGAGGUUCCGGAAAUGGAUCGAAGUGCUGAAGAAAUCGCUCCCGAGACAACUGAGCCAAAAGAGGGUGAAGGGGAGGCAGCUGGAGAUGAAGGAAAGAUUUCUGCAGAUGAUGAACCUAAGGAGAUGACUUUGGAUGAAUGGAAACAGCAACAAGAAGAGAUGCGCUCCGUCCCCAAGUUUAAUUUGCGAAAGCCAGGUGAAGGAGAGAGCCAGACACAGGUUGGAAAGAAAUUGUACAUCUUGAAAAAGAAAGAGGGAGGAGAAGAUGAAGUUGAAGAUGAAGAGGAAUCUGAAGAUGAGGAUGAGUUGUCACGCAGAGGACGGCAAAAGCAUGUUGUAGACAUAGAAAUAAACUUCAGUGAUUCACGUCGAGGAAGAGGACGUGGGCGAGGAGGUAUGCGUGGCAGUGGUAUUAGAGGUGGGCGUGGAGCUGGUGGCAUUGGCAGUGGAAGAGGACUCCCCAAGGCUACCAAAUCAUCUCGGCCAGCUGCCCCCAAAGUGGAUGAUCUAGAAGAUUUUCCCUCCCUUGCUACAGCUUGAACACGUGCAGUUACAUUUUUCCGAGCAUUAUUGAUCUAUUGUUUCGUUACAAGGUCCAAAGUAUGGGUGAUUAUGCUUCCUGUUUUAGUGACAGACCUUGACCUCAUGUAUAGAUUAAAGUACUGGGAAGCAUUCAAAGUCAGGAUGUAUGGAAAUCAGAAGACUUUGCUACUGUUUUGUGAGGACUUUUUUUUUUUUAAUAUUAUUUUGGUGGAUCAAACAAACAUGCAGUCUGUUGUUAAUAUUGUGAAAUCAAGUUUCCUAAAGCCUUAAAUUCUCCCUUACAUAAAAUAAACACCCAUAGCUGAAUGCUAGGUGGUUAUUAGGCCUGUAUACCCUUGAACCCAUUAAUAAAAAAAUAAUAAGUUCUCGGAUAUUGUUUUACUGCUCGUGCUCCUUUGCACCCAGGUAUUCACAACUUGUUUUUUCUCCAUUAUCAUGAUGUAAAAUUUAGGUGGUUGUGAAAUGAAUACAAAUUCGUUACUUCUCA